CCUGCGGCUGCGGCUCGGCGCGCGCCCCCCGGCGGGCUCCUGCGGUAGCGCACCGGGCGGAGGGAGAGGCCGCCGCACCCCGCCGGCCCGCGCGCACCCCGCUGCUGCGCUCCGCCAGCCUUCCGUUCCCACCCAACCGCGGGCAAAAUCGCGGGCAGCGGUAGCCCACCCGAGGGGCGCGAGCCCGAGCCCAGACCCAGCGUCCCAACCCGCUGGGCGCGCGGGCAUCUUCGGGGCAUCGGCCGCGCAACUUCCCCGGGAGCCCACUUGUCUCACCUGCGGGCUCGCGCAGGGCGGGGUCUUGCUCCUGGACGCGCGGGCUGCAGAGGGCUGGUGGCGGCUCCGGAGUAAGAGGUGGGCCGUGGCGGAGGACCCUCGCGGGUGCGGGCCAGGGUCCCGCAGUCAGCGGCGGGGCGCCCCGGCAGGCUUUUAGGCAGGGACCCCCGGAGGCACAGUGGACAGAGCUCCAGGCGGGCAGGGUCCGGUCGGCCCGUGGGGACCCCACAUCCCGCAGUGCUCGAUUGGAGGAUGGCGGGCGCGCUAGCCGCCAACUGGAGCGCGGAGGACGCAGCCAACGCGAGCGCCGUCCUUCCAGGGUCCGAGCGCAACUCCACGGCCGGACCGCCGCAGCGCAACGAGGCCCUGGCGCGCGUGGAGGUGGCCGUGCUGUGCGUCAUCCUCUUCCUGGCGCUGAGCGGCAACGCGUGUGUGCUCCUGGCGCUGCGCACCACGCGCCACAAGCACUCGCGCCUCUUCUUCUUCAUGAAGCACCUGAGCAUCGCCGACCUGGUGGUGGCCGUGUUCCAGGUGCUACCACAGCUGCUGUGGGACAUCACCUUCCGCUUCUACGGGCCCGAUCUGCUAUGCCGUCUGGUCAAGUACCUGCAGGUGGUGGGCAUGUUCGCCUCCACCUACCUGCUGCUGCUCAUGUCCCUGGACCGCUGCCUGGCCAUCUGCCAGCCGCUGCGCUCGCUGCGCCGCCGCACUGACCGCUUGGCUGUGCUCGCCACGUGGCUGGGCUGCCUAGUGGCCAGCGUGCCGCAGGUGCACAUCUUCUCCCUGCGCGAGGUGGCCGAGGGUGUCUUUGACUGCUGGGCCGUCUUUAUCCAGCCCUGGGGGCCCAAGGCCUAUGUCACGUGGAUCACUCUGGCCGUCUACAUUGUGCCAGUCAUCGUGCUGGCUGCCUGCUACGGCCUCAUCAGCUUCAAGAUCUGGCAGAACCUGAAGCUUAAGACAGCGGCCGAGGCUGCAGCCCAGGGGCCGGAGGACUCGGCCACUGCCGGCACAGAGCGAGCGGCGCUGGCCAGAGUCAGCAACGUCAAGCUGAUCUCCAAGGCCAAGAUCCGCACGGUCAAGAUGACCUUCAUCGUCGUGCUGGCCUUCAUUGUAUGCUGGACGCCCUUCUUCUUCGUGCAGAUGUGGAGCGUGUGGGAUGCAGAUGCGCCCAAGGAAGCCUCGGCCUUCAUCAUUGCCAUGCUCCUGGCCAGCCUCAACAGCUGCUGCAACCCCUGGAUCUACAUGCUCUUCACUGGCCACCUCUUCCACGAACUUGUGCAGCGCUUCCUGUGCUGCUACCCCCGCCACCUGCGGGGCAGCUGGCCCGGAGAGACAAGCAUCAGCAGAAAGAGCAACUCGUCAACCUUCGUGCUGAGCCAGCGCAGCUCCAGCCAGAGGAGCUGCUCCCAGCCAUCUACGGCGUGACCCCUGGCUGCGCCGGUCUGCUCCUGAGCUCGGAGUGUCUGCCGUGGACACUCUGCCUUCGUGGCCCUUUACAUGUGUGUAAGGUACCAACCAGUUAUUUCCUUCUGCACCUUGGGGUGGCUUGAGUUUGAUGGGGGAUUCUGAUACGGAGUGGGGAGAUGAUGGGGUGAUGCCAUCAGGCAAACCCUGGAGUCUCCCCAGGCUCCCCAUGACCUGUUCCUCUGACCCUACUGCUUUCUGGGCAGUGGCUGGGUUUUACUUCCUGUGGGCCUGUUCUUUCAUUUAGUGUCUUUUUACUUCUGUAUUCUGGAAUCCUGCACGAAGGAGGGAGUAGAGCACUGUGACUGACUGCGUCAGGGAGCCACAGCUCUGGGCAAGGGGGAAGCAGUGGGAAUAGGGCCCCCAGAGGAAGCCAGCGCUGAUUUCUGCCUCACUUUGCCUGCAGUGUCAGGAAGUGACCCCAGAGUGGGAAAUGGUCUGGUAAGGCUAUCUGGACUGGGGUGGGGGGCACUGAGAACUUGGGCUGAAAAUAUUUGAGAUGCUGAUAAACAUUUGAGAAAGAAAAAGAAGACAUCAAAUUGGAAAAGAAGAUGUAAAACUAUUUAUAGAUGACAUUAUUUUAUAUACAUAUGACCACACACACACACACACACACACACACACACACACACACACGUGCACACAUAUCCAUAUUGGAACUAAUAAGUGAGUUCAGCAAGGUUGUGGGACACAGGAUCAAUAUGCAAAGAUCAAUAUAUUUCUUUAUACUAUUGAUGAACAAUAUGAAAAUGAAAUUAAGAAACAGUUCCAUUUAUAAUAACACCAGAAAGAAUAGCAUCAGGGUAAAUUAACAAAAGAAUGAAGAAUUUGUAUUGGGAAAGCUGAACAGUAUCAUUAAAAGAAAUUAAGACACAUUAAUGGAAAGAUGUCCUGUAUUCACAGCUAUCGGAGAUUUCCCAACAACAUUUGCUAGAUUAUGCCUUUCCUGUUAAAUCAUGUUGUCCAAAUUGUUGUAGAGAUUUGCUACAAUCUUUAUUAAAAUCCUAAUUGUCUUGAAGAAACUAGUAUGAUAAUCUUAAAAUUCAUAAAGAAAUGUAAGGAACCCAAAAUAACAAUAACAAAAAAGCUUUGGAAAAAAAAACACAGUUGAUGGAAUCACACUUCCUGGUUUCAGAAGUUACUAUAAAGUUACAAUAAUCAAAGCAGUUUGGUGCUUGCUUAUGAAUUGACACCUAGAACAAUAUAAUAGAAUGAAGGGUUCAAUUAGCAACCUUGAGAAUUUGUAGUGAAUUCAUUUUCUUUUUUUUUUUUUUUUAUUGGUACCAGGGAUCCAACUCAUGACUGUCUGCUUGCAAGGCAGGCACUUAUGCCGCUGAGCUAAAUCCCCAGCCACCCAGUCAAUUCAUUUUCAACAAGGUGCCAAGAUGAUUUAAGAGGAAAGGCAUAAUGUAGCCAAUGGUGUUGGAUAUACACAGGCAAGAGAAUGAAGUUGGGCUUUUACACCAUAUACAGAAGUUCAUCAAAGACCUACAAGUGGCAGCUAAAAGUAUGACCUUUCUUUCUUUCUUUCUUUCUUUCUUUCUUUCUUUCUUUCUUUCUUUCUUUCUUUGAGAUGGGGUCUCACUAUGCAGUUCAGGCUGGCCUUAAGCUCACUUUGUAGCCCAGGCUGGUCUCAAACUAGCAAUGACCCUCCUGCCUCAGCCUCCCGAGUGCUGGGGUUACAGGAGUGCAUCACUAUGCCUGGCUAAAGUAUAACCUUUCUACAGUGAAAUAGGGACAAAUCUGUGACUUUGGAGUAGGCAAUGAUUAUUUAGAAAUGAUAUCAAAGACACAAACAACCAAAGGAUGAAUAAAUUAUAGGUAGAAUUUCAUCAAAACUUAAAAGUUUUAUACUUCAGGAGCACUAUCCACAGAGUAAAAAGACAACCCACAGAAUGGGGGAGAUACUUGCUGAUCACAUACAACAAAGACUUGUAAAUAGACUAUAUAAAGAACUCUUAAUAUAAUAAAUAAAUAGAAAGAAAAGAAGCCAGCUGGAGAUGUAGCUCAGUAGCAAAGUACUUGCCUAGCAUAAGCAAGACUGUGUGUUUGAUCCCCAGCACCACCAAAAUAAAUUUAAAAAAUGAGGAAAAGAAGCCAAUUUAAAAAUAGGCAAAAAGUUUGGAUAAGCAUUUCUCCAAAGAAGAUACAUAAGUGGUCAAUAGGUUCAUGCAAAAAUAUUUAACAUUAUUUAUUUGUUAGAAAAAUGCAAGUCAAAAUAUACUGAGAUUCUACUUUACACCUGUUGGGAAGGCUACAGUCAAAAGAAUGGGUAAUGGUAAGUGCUGACAAGAAUUAUAGAAAUUAUGGGGCUGGGAUUUAGCUCAGCGGCAUAAGCACCUGCCUUGCAAGCAGGUGGUCGUGAGUUCGAUCCCCGGUACUGAUAAAAAAAAAAAAAAGAAUAUAUAGAAACUGGAUCCUUUAUAUGUGCUGGUAAAAAUAUAAUGGUGUAGGUCCUGUGGAAACCAGCCUGACAGUUCCUUACACAGUCAAGCAUAGAAUUGCCACAGGAAAACCCUGCACUCAUAGGUGUUUGUGAGAGGUGUUUCAUGAGAAGUGAAAACCUUGUACACCAAUGCUCAUUACAUCCCAGAGGAAAUACUCAAAUGUCUAUCAGCUGGUGAGCACAUAAAUAAAAUAUAGAAUGUCUAUAUAGUAGGACAUUAAUCAGCUACAAAAUGAAAUGUUGAUUCAUGCUAUAACACGGAUGAAGUUUAAAAACAUUAUGUCAGGUGACAAGCUGGUUGCAAAAAAGCCAUGUGUAAGAUAUAGUCAGAAAAUACAGUGAAUAUUUAAAUUCCUAAAACAUUUUUACAAUAAAAGUUCAUUACAAUUAAUGAAAACACUCACUUCAGACACACUUACCUCAUCAUUCUUGUCAUUUUCUGAAGCAGCUCUGGAAAGCUUCCUUUCCACAAAAGUGUUCUUAGCUGUGCUGUGUGGCAGCCUCGAUGUCCUGAGGUGAUUCAGAACAUUCAUCUUUUCUAGCGUUUUGACUUUGGGGAAGAGCCAGACGCUGCCUGCUGCCAGACCUAGUGAGUAAGGCGGGUGAGCACAGGAGGCCCUGUCUUUAGGAGCUUGCAUUUCUGUGGGUGCUGCUGAGAGCAGCACUCACCGUAGUUUUGAUCAUAAUUUGAAAGGACUCUGAUCUGCUUCUGAAAGUGACAUGCAUGAUUGGGUAAUUUUUUAAAGUGAGGGGUUAUUCGAAGGGAAUUAAUGACAAUGUGUCUUUUACUGUACUUUGAAAAACUUAAACAUCGUGUCGUGAUAAUCUCUUGCAUUGUCUGACUCAUUUCUAUGGAAUGUCCAGAACAGACAAAUACAUACACGUGGAAUACAGUUUAGAGGUACUUGGGGCUGGAGAUUUGGGGAAACGAGGGGUGAUUGUUUAAGGAUAUGAGAUUUUUUGAGGGGAGAGAUGAUGAAAAUGUUCUGGAAUUAGUGGUAGUAAGCCCAAUUUUGAGAACUUAUGUAAAACCAUUGAACUGUACACUAAAAAAUUAAAAAUAGGUUUAACAGCUGAAUUCAGAGAAGGUAAGAAUGGCAGAGAAUUUCUUGGAAUCUCUCUUCUUUCUGAGUGCUUCUGUUUUAUGUGACCCACUACUUCUGAACUUAUGUGAGAGAGAGCAUCUCCACUUUGGCCAGGGGUCCAUCAGGAAAACACCGUUGUCUUCAGAAAGCUUAUUAAGGGAUGCUCAGUCACCUGGGAUGGCCGUGGUCUCAUUAUGGCAGCAGUUCACGAAGAGUCUCUAAGGUUCUGCUUAUCAGAUAGGCAUGUUCUCAGACAUCAGCUCAGCCUUUGGGGUAGGACUGACUGUGUCUAGAAGACGCUUUUAGGUAUCAAAUUCAGGGCACAACUGAUCAGAGGGCAUUGUAUUGAUUGGCCAGCUAAUACAGCAGGGGCACCUUUUAAUAUUCAGAUACAUUUUGGGACUUUCUGAGAUACAAGAGGUUUUCUGGGAAGCCACAGAUCCAUUCUAUCUCUUCAUAACAGCUUUUCCUUCCACACUGCAACACACACACACGCAGGCACAAUCAUCAAAAGUGAGUAUGUAGCUCGGCACAGUGGUACAUGUCUGUAAUUCCAACUACCAGGGAGGCUGAGGUAGGAAGAUUGCAAGUUCAAGGCCAACCUGGGCAACUUAGUGAGAUUCUGUCUCAUAAUUAAAACAGCUUAGGGUGCAGCCAGUGGCAGGGCACUUGCCUCGGGUGUGCAUGGCCCUGGGUGCAUAUCUCAGCAGCACUAGGGAAAGCAGUAAGUAGGUAAAGUCCAAGACUUUCCCCGUAGGCCCUGAAAAAAAAUAUGUCACAUAAUGUGAUCUCCUUGGUGGAUGAGUCUACAUGGUGUGGAUGAGUGUUCAGGAAACACAGGAGACCCUAAAUGCUAGCUGGAUUUGAUAAAGAUCCCAUUUCUAGAGUGUUUCAACUUUUUAUGUGUUCAAUUGCAACAAAAUGCCACUUAACACACAGUAAGAUUCCCUGGUUUCUUUCUACUGUGGUGACUUUCCAUGGUGCUGCGUGUACUGUGCCAUUCGGUGAAUGCUGUGACCAAUCUUGAGAUGUCUGCUUUGUAAAAAGUGAACUUAAUAAACAUGUUUUUUGUA
Messenger RNA from Cavia porcellus (domestic guinea pig), 6344 nucleotides. It is a transcript of the gene Oxtr, whose product is annotated as oxytocin receptor. The coding region runs from base 529 to 1701 and encodes 390 amino acids. Gene Ontology annotation, biological process: maternal process involved in parturition; positive regulation of vasoconstriction; regulation of systemic arterial blood pressure by vasopressin. Lineage: Eukaryota; Metazoa; Chordata; Mammalia; Rodentia; Caviidae. The record is from RefSeq and is a predicted model, not a curated record. The transcript is spliced from 3 exons. Gene Ontology annotation, molecular function: peptide binding; oxytocin receptor activity; vasopressin receptor activity. Gene Ontology annotation, cellular component: plasma membrane.